AUGAAGGAAAGCUUGCAAGAAGAACUUUCUCUGGUUGGAAUUAAAGUGGAAGGACUGAAGGUGAAGAUUGAAAACAUGGAGGAGGUGAAUGAAAAAAAGGAAGCUAUAAACUUGAGAUCUCAUAUCAACAAGGAUCUUGGCGAGAUGGUAAAACAUAUGGAUGUUGAUGGUGAUGCAAGUGAUGAAAUAAAAAGUAAUCAGAGAAAAACAGAUGAUACCGACACGUGUACGACUGAAUGUCACUACGACCUUGAAGAUCAUCCUGAAAUAGCUCAAAGGUACUUCAACAUUGGUUACAUUCAAUAUCACAUGAAAGAUUAUCAGUCAGCAUUAGAAUCGCAUAUGAAAGCUCUCAAAAUCAGAUUAAAGCAUGAGAUGAAAGAUUACAAAUCAGCGUUAGAAUCCCAUGAAAAAGCUCUUGAAAUCAGAUUGAAAGUGUAUGGAGAUGAUGACCUUGCAACAGCCGACAGUUAUUACAACAUUGGAUACGCACAACAUGAUAUGAAAGAUUAUAUGUCAGCAUUGAGGUCAAAACGAAAAGCUCUUGAAAUUCGAUUGGGACUACGUGGGGAAGAUUAUCCUGAGACAGCUGACAGUUACUAUAGCAUUGGAGUCACACAACAUGAGAUAAAUGAGUACAAAUCAGCAUUAGAGUCAUAUCAAAAAGCGCUUGAAAUCAGAUUAAAAAUUUACGGAAAAGAUCAUGCUGCAACAGCUGACAGUUAUUACAAUAUUGGAGUCACACAUGAGGCACAAGACGAAUUUAAUUCACAACUGGCAUCUAAACAAAAAGCUCUUGAAAUUAGUCUAAAGCAAUACGGAGAAGAUCAUCCCGACACAGCUAACAGUUACAACAACAUUGGAUAUGCACAAAAUAAGAUGAAAGACUUCAAGUCAGCAUUAGUUUCAAAUCAAAAAGCUCUUCACAUCAGAUUGAAAUUAUUUAAAGAAGAUCAUCCCGACACAGCUAACAGUUACCACAGCAUUGGAUACGCACAACAUGAAUUAAAAGAUUUCAAGUCAGGAUUAGUUUCAUUUCAAAAAUCUCUUCACAUCAGAUUGAAACUAUUUGGAGAAGAUCAUCCCGACACAGCUAGCAGUUACCACAACAUUGGAUGCACACAAAAUGCGAUGAAAUAUUUCAAGUCAGCAUUAGUUUCACAUCAAAAAGCUCUUCACAUCAGAUUAAAACUAUAUGGAGAAGAUCAUCCCGACACAGCUGAUAGUUACCACAACAUUGGAUACACACAAAAUGAGAUUAAAGAUUUCAAGUCAGCAUUAGUUUCACAUCAAAAAGCUCUUCACAUCAGAUUGAAACUAUAUGGAGAAGAUCAUCCCAACACAGCUGACAGUUACAGCAACACUGGAUACGCACAAAAUGGGAUGAAAGAUUUCAAAUCAGGAUUAGUUUCGUAUCAAAAAGCUCUUUACAUCAGAUUGAAACUAUAUGGAGAAGAUCAUCCCGACACAGCUAGAACUUACAGCAACUUUGGAUACAUACAAAAUAAGAUGAAAGAUUUCAAGUCAGCAUUAGUUUCAUAUCAAAAAGCUUUCGAAAUCAGUUUAAAACUAUUUGGAGAAGAUCAUCCCGACACAGCAAAUAGUUAUUUCAGCAUCGGCUUUACACAACAUGCGAUGAAAAAUUACAAGUCUGCGUUAGAAUCGAAACAAAAAGCUUUCGAAGUCAGAUUAAAAAUAUAUGGAGAAAAUCAUCCCGACACCGUAGAGACGUAUCGUGAGAUUGGUGUCACGCAACGUUCAAUGAGGAACCUCCACGCAGCACUUGACCUGCAUCAAUAUGUCGUACAAGCGCGACUGAAACUGCAUGGUGAAUACCACGACGAUACUGCUUUUAGUUAUGUCAGCCUGGGAAUCACACAACGCGAGAUGAAAGAUUACAAGUCUGCUUUAGAAUCGCAUGAACAUGCUCUAAGAAUCAGUUUGAAUUUGCAUGGAGAAAAUCAUCCUGACACUGCCGAUAUUUACAGCAACAUUGGAGCCACACAAUGUGAAAUGGGAAACUACAAACCCGCAUUAGAGUCGCACAACAAAUCACUUCAAAUUAGAUUGAAAUUGUUUGGAGAACAUCAUCCCGACACAGCUGAUAGUUAUACCCAAAUUGGGAUCGCACAACAGGAAAUGCAGGAUUACAAUUCAGCAUUGGAGUCCAAACCAAAAGCUCUACAAAUCCUAGUAAAACUCUUCGGAGAAGAUCAUCCUGAGAUGGCUGAAUAUUCUCUCGAUAUUUUUCGGGUAAAAGGUCUUUUGAAUAAUAAGGCCAGCCCUGGACAGAUACAAAGGAAACCGCCAGUUUGGAGCGAUUAUUUGUAG
This is a messenger RNA of Dendronephthya gigantea, 2331 nucleotides long. Its product is annotated as protein KINESIN LIGHT CHAIN-RELATED 3-like. The transcript has 6 exons. The record is from RefSeq and is a predicted model, not a curated record. Lineage: Eukaryota; Metazoa; Cnidaria; Anthozoa; Malacalcyonacea; Nephtheidae. Bases 1 to 2331 code for a protein of 776 amino acids. Gene Ontology annotation, molecular function: protein binding.